This is a messenger RNA of Scomber japonicus (chub mackerel), 1200 nucleotides long. RefSeq names its product solute carrier family 30 member 2 (gene slc30a2). NCBI's taxonomy places the organism in Eukaryota, Metazoa, Chordata, Actinopteri, Scombriformes, Scombridae. Gene Ontology annotation, molecular function: zinc ion transmembrane transporter activity. Gene Ontology annotation, cellular component: plasma membrane. Gene Ontology annotation, biological process: zinc ion transmembrane transport; response to zinc ion. The record is from RefSeq and is a predicted model, not a curated record.
AUGGAUACUAACGCUGCAAAUUCGGAGAAAUCUCAGCUGAUCCAUGAGAAGAAUGUUAAAAUGUAUUCUCUAAAACUACAGAGCACCUUUCCAGACUCCAAGGAGCAGUAUCCCGACUUCCCCUUUAAGAAUGGCGACGUGUCCGGAGCCAUCGAGCUCAAGCGACCCGUCGGCCUCCACUGCCACCGCGCCAAGGCCUCGGCCUGCGAUGAGAGCGGCGACAGGCUGCUGGCCAGGAAGAAGCUCUACAUCGCCUCGGCCGUCUGCCUCGUCUUCAUGAUCGGAGAAGUCAUAGGAGGCUACCUGGCUCACAGUCUGGCCAUCAUGACGGACGCGGCUCACCUGCUGACAGACUUUGGCAGUAUGAUGGUGAGCCUGUUCUCCCUGUGGAUCUCCUCCAGACCGCCCACCAAAACCAUGAGCUUUGGUUGGCACCGAUCAGAGAUUCUGGGAGCGUUAGUCUCAGUCAUGUCCAUCUGGAUCGUGACGGGCGCGCUGGUCUAUUUAGCCAUCGAGAGGAUCGUUCGCAACGACUACGAGAUCGAUGGUCACGUGAUGGUCACCUCUGGGUGCGCCGUCAUCGUCAACAUCAUCAUGGCGUACAUCCUCCAUCACUCCACCACCUUCCACGCUCACGGCAGCGGUUACCACCACAUCGACGAGGACGGCCACAGUCCCGUCUCCCACGGUCACUCCCACGCGCUCCUCGGUGGCCAUGGCAACACCAGCGUCCGCGCCGCCUUCAUCCACGUGGUCGGCGACCUGCUGCAGAGCGUCGGCGUCACCGUGGCCGCCAUCAUCAUCUACUUUCGGCCAGAGUAUAAGAUUGCAGAUCCCAUCUGUACGUUCCUGUUCUCCGUCUUCGUCCUCUGCACCACCGUCACCAUCCUCAGAGACGUCUUCAGGAUACUGAUGGAAGGCUCUCCUAAAGGAAUAGAGUUUAACUCGGUGAAGGAAGUGCUGCUGUCUGUGAAGGCGGUGAAAUCGAUGCACAGUCUGCACCUCUGGGCUCUGACUCUGGGACAGUCGCUGGUCUCUGUUCACCUGGCCGUCGAGGAAGGCUCCGACCCUCAGUCUGUGCUGCAGGAAGCCACCGAUCUGCUUCACACCAAGUUUGGUUUCUACAGCAUCACCAUCCAGGUGGAGCUCUACUCUGAAGACAUGAGCCACUGCAGCCACUGCCAGGACCCCUGUGACUGA